UUGUGUGUGUCUGUCUGUGUGUGUGUGUCUGGUAUCUGUUUCUUGUGUUCUUGUGCAACAGGUGUGGAAAUGACUUGUUAAGGCCUGUAGACACAGAAAGAAAUGCACUGAGUAGCUGUGUUCUCACAAGCCUGCACGAUGAUCCGUUACACCUAAUGCCUAUUUCGUAGGCUCAAAGACACACACUCUCACAACUACAGGCUCAGAGACACACCCGCUCUCUGUUGAAGAUGCUCUCUUUCACACACGUACACAUAGAAGAUGUAUAGAUGUGUACAGUUUAUGGUUGGCCUGGCUGGGUUAUGUGACGUCUCUGCAUCAGUAGAGACUUUUGUGGAUGGGAAGAGUGCAGUGAGAUGUGCUUUCUCCCAUUCAAAGUACAGAAACGUAAUCUUGUGUCAGCACUGCUUGAGCUCGCUCACUCCCUCAGGCUCCGUUCACACUCGGUAUUAACAUCAGUCUCGGGCGAUCGGAUCACAAAUGGACAGCACUUAAUGCAGGUGUGAACGGCUGCAAAUACGUCUUGUGAUGUGAUCACAGGGAGCACCUUAAGAGGAUGACUGGGGUGCAUGUGUAGUGUGAACAGCAAUGCAUCCUGAUGUGGUCGCAAUAACAUCAGAAGACUGCCUAGUCACCAGUGUUGCCAGAUCAAUGUGUGUUCAGUGAGGAGAUCUGAAGCCGGAAUGCCCCAGUGCUGCAGGCCUUUAUUAAAGUGAGUGCAAGACUCACUAAUAGACAGACACAACUUAUUUCUGUAACCCCAUCCCCUUGAAUUUCUCUACAUCAUCAGCCAAUCAAAUGCACCCUGAAAAUAAACUGACCAAACAUGGGAAGCAAGUGACCAGUGGUGCCCAGUCACAGAUCCCCAAUGUGAAUCAGCAGGAACAGCAAGGACCUGCAAGCAACCUAGGGUCAAAGGGCACUGGGCCAGGGAACCAUGGAGUGAAAACCAAUCAGAUAUCUCCUGGGCUGAAAAGUGUGGGUGGGAUGAUGAAGACCAAAUCCAAAAGGGAGAGAAGUAUCUCUGUGGAUGCUGGGGAACAAAAAGACACACUUGCACCGGUGCUGGAGUCAGAUGUGAAAGUAGAGGGAGCAAUACGCAGAAAGCGCAGAUGUGUGCUGGAGAAGAAGCAGCCUUAUAGUGGAGAUGAGUGGUGCUCAGGUGCCGAGACUGAGGAAGAGGAGGAGAAACCCUCCAGCACUGCACACAGGGAGCAUGUGAUGUCAUGCCCUGGCCAGUCUCUCUCAGGCACAGUUGAGUCAGUAAGUGGGCCUGGUUUAGGAUGUGGCCUUGGUCCAGUUCUACGUACUGACCAGCCACCUCACACCUCCCAGCAAGUAGUGUAUGUCUUCACCACUAGCCUAGCCAACAGUGCUGCAGAGGCAGUGAUGCAUGGCCAUACAGAUUCCAUCCUCCUGUUUCACCAGCAAAAUGUUCCUCGUACCAAAUUGGACCAGCAGUGCACUGGUGUUGGAAAGCUCCCCAGCCUAUCAGAGCAGCUCAGCUCUAGUAGCACCCCUCCCAUGGGAACCCCCAAAUCUCAAAGCGGUACACCUCGUCCAGCUUCUGUUGGUGGAGUUAUUGGGGAUCACCUUACAGGCGGCAAUACUCCUUCUUCCACAGGUCAGCCAGACAGCGAGGUAACCCAUGUCCAUCCGGGGGCCACACCCAGUCACAAUAACUGUGCAACGUCUCAUCCAUUAGGACCUGGAGGCUCAGGGCCACAGCGAGUGGGGUCCCAAGGUUGUGGAGUAGAUGGGUCAGGCAUUAUAAAUCAUCCUGGUACGGGUGUCUCUCCCAGUGCCAAUCCAUCAGUGCUGUCUGUGCACCUUCAGGGUGAGUCCAGCCAGCAGGGAGGACAAGGGAGUAUUGAAGGACUGUCUAAAGAGCAGCUAGAGCAUCGUGAGCGUUCUUUGCAGACGCUUAGGGACAUUGAGAAGCUGCUUCUGCGCAGUGGAGCUGGUGCUGGCCAUGGAGACCCAGGAGGCCCAAAUAGCAAUCCCAACAAUGGGUCAAUUAGCAACAAUAAUACUGAUGGGUACCAAGGGCUUGAGGAUGAGGAAAAUAAUAGUGGGAGGGCUGGCAACAGCUGCCUUUCUGAUGGUGUUCCCCCUAUCCGUGGAAUGAAAAAGCAUGAGGAGCCUCUACAAUCCAUAAUUUCACAAACACAGAAUCUAAGUGGACCUUGUUUGGAUGACACAUUGAUGGUAAGGCACCACACCUUGCCCCCUCAUCACCACCUGUCGUCGCCUUCAGGACUAGACAUGGGGCCGGUGCUAGGUCCUGAAGGACUAACACCAGAACAGAUAGCUUGGAGGAAGCUGCAGGAGGAAUACUAUCAGGAGAAGAGGCGGCGACAGGAGAUGAAUCCUCACACACACCCCCAGCAUUUCCGCAUGAUGUCUGAAAUGGGAAUGCCAGGGGGGCCACACCUCAUGAUGAGAGGUCCCCCACCUCCAUAUCACAGCAAACCUGGAGACCAGCAGUGGGGACCAGGGCCUAUAAUAGGAGGAGGGAUGGGAGGAAAUUUAAGGAUGAUGGACAUGCAUCAGGAGGGGCCCCGGGGGCCUAGGUUUCUUGGACAGAUGCAGCGAGGACCCCCAGGUGGUGGUGGAUACCCAGGAAGCCCAGGUAGCGUUUUACCUAUGGAAGGGAUAGGGUCUCAAAGAUCUCCCAGGCCAGGAAUGGGUUGGUUGGAUGACAUGGCACCGAAUAUGGCUGGAGUAGGUCCGUUUCAUGGGUGCUAUGCUUCAGGAGGGCCUGGUGGACCCUCUCAGCAAAUGCAGAGUGGUAUGGAUCGCCCCUUAACACGGGAGGAGAUGUUUCACAUUAUGGAGAAACGUCAGCUACAAGGUCUCCGCAGGUUAGAUCUGGAGCAGUUAUCUAGGCAGCAGCAGCAGAGUGGACUUGGAGGCCCCAGGAUGAUGGAUAACCCCGGUGGACCAGGCUUUCCUAAUCCUGGCAUGGGAGGAGGUCCACCUUCACGUGGUGAUCCAAUGGAAUUUUCCAGUUCUCGCACUAUGAUUGGCUCUCCCAUUGGUGGUGGAGGUGGCCCUUUAAUGAGAGAUGUGGUUGACUCUCCUUUAGGUGGAAACCUAAAUAUAAACAUGAACAUGAACUUGAACCUGCAUCAGCAGCAACAUAUAUUGGCCCAGAAAUUAAGAGAAGGGCCUGGAUCAGAGAUGGCAAGCCCUGAGGACAACAGCCGUAUUAGGGCUGCACCAAAUGGCCGGGUUGGUGCUAACAAAGUAAUGGUCCAUGGACCAGAUGUAACACUUCAGUUCCCCAAUCAGGGUCCCUUUCCAGGUGGACAAGGGGAUGGGCCCUACCUCCAGCAAUCAGGUCCUGAGAUGUUCCGAUCUGAUCAGCAGGGUACUCCCCAAAUUGGUGGAAACUCAAGGCUUAGCCAUAUGCCUAUGAACACUGGCCAUAAAACUGACCAUGGUCAAUGUCAUCCAUCUGACCUUCCCAUUAAUGUCAAUUCAAUUGGUUCCCCAGCCAUGCCCCCACCUCACCAGAUGAAGUCGCCUCCCCUUAGCCAGGAACCUUCUCCCCUUAUGCCCUCUCCCUCUGCUACAGGCCUGAAAUCCCCCAAUCAGUUAGCAUCCACUGGUCCACCACACCCUCCUCUUUCUGCAACGUCUGGAGCAGGAACACCUUCUGCCACCCCCAUGAAGUCCCCACAAAUAAUGGGAUCAUCCCUUGGACUCCGGUCACCAUCUGGAUCCCCUGGACAUCACAAAUCUCCAGCCAUGCCUGUUGCAUCUCCAAGGUGGACUGCCUCACCCAAGACUUCCCUGGCCAGCCCUGGGGGGACGUCUAAUAAUAAGGGAGUAGGUAAUGGAGGGAGCAGUUCAACUGAGACAGGUAUAUCCCUUCCUCCCAGGAGUUCCACCUCAACACCCAGCAGUCAACCUCCCAAUAUGCCAUUCACCUCUUCCCCAGAUGCGCCUCCAUCCCAGAAUCCCCUGUCCCUUAUAAUGUCUCAGAUGUCCAAGUAUGCAAUGCCCACCUCCAUUCCACUCUAUCAUGAUGCCAUCAAGACAAUAGCCACUUCUGAUGAUGAGAUGCCUACAGAUCGAUUGCUCCUUCCUGGAGCCAACAUUCAAGGAAAUAUGGCUAAUCACCAGUCCACGCAGAUGCUCCUGUCCUCUCAAGGCUCAAUGGGACCUCACAGUAGCCCUCAAAGCCCCACUGGAAUGGUACUUUCAGGAAAUCAGCAGUUAUCUCUUGACCCCUCUGGGCCUUUGCUGCCUUCUCCUAACCCCAUUGCCAUGCCAGUAAUGAUGGGGGGUGGAGGGGGCCAUCCAGAUGGGAUUGGACCUUGUAACAUGUCCCCAAUGCAUCCUCCAAGUCAGAUGGGUGGAUUCUCACGCAUGCAGGCCCCCCUGCACUCCCCAGUUGGGGGUAUGGGGCAGCAGUACCCCCAUCCUUCUGAUGACAUUCUCCCUUCCCAGCAAAUGCACCAUCUUAGCAAGGGUAUGCCCAAUCAGCGCCCACCUCACCCACCUGACUCUUUCUCAUCCAUGCCCAUAGGAGAGGGCCCAGACUUGAGUGAGGUGAUUAGGCCCACACACACAGGCAUCCCAGAAUUUGACCUGUCUCGAAUCAUUCCUGCCGACAAGCCCAGCAGUACCCUGCAGUACUUCCCCAAGAGUGAGGCAAUGUCACAGCUGCAGCAGACCCCUCACCAAGGGCAUCUACCUCAUCAGGCUCCUUCAGCACAACUCCUAAAACAGCUUUCUUCAUCUGGCACCCUUCAGAGCAACACACCCUCCUCCAACCCUCACAUUGCCAAUCUACAGAACAUGAUGGCUGAGCAGCAGCUUCCCCUGCAGCCAUCACACUGUGGCUUACGCCCUGGCAUAGGCAUGACCCAGGGAGGAGCCAGAAGUAUGGGCCCAGGUGGUGUGUUGGGGCCUGGGCCGAUAUGCCAUCCAGGUCAUCUGAUGGGUAGGACAGGUAUGUCUCAGCAACAGCAGCAACAUCACCACCAGCAGCAGGCCAUGAUGGCUAACAGCCUCUUACAGCACCAGUCCCAUAUGUCACAGGGCACGAUGACCCCACAGCAACAUCCACACAAUCUUAUAGCUCAGCAGAACAUGAUGAUGCAAGCAAAGCAGAGGGGUAUGCCAAUUCCUGGGGAGCACUUUGGCCAGCAAGGGGCUGUCCUGUCCCCUCAGGGGCCCAUGAUGGGACCCCCACACCCACAGUCAGCCAUGAUAGGAUCCCAGGGAAUCAGACAGAGGGGCUUGUCUUUGGAUAGUCCACUUGGCUAUGGACCUGGAAGCAUGGCAAACAUGCCUUUCUGAACAUUUUUCAGUAAAUCUGUAAAAAUCUUUUCCCCUUAUGGGUUACUUCAAACCCUGACAUGCUUUUUUUCAAUGUUUAUUGAUUGUGGCAAUCAGAUGCUAAUAUUAUUCGUAAUAAUGUCUUAAUUAAAAAAGCCAAAUAGUGGAAAAUUGCAGUUAAGCAACAAAUUCUGAAGCCAUUUUUAAAUGUAUGUAAAAUAUGUACAUUUGACAGAUAAAUGUGUUCAUUUUUGUGAGCAAGAAAAAACUCACAAAUCAGUUUCUAAUUGUUUUCUCUGGCUACCAAACUGUUGUGCAAGAAAGUAUAUAAAUAUAUUAUAUAUAAUUAUUAAAUAUCUGUAUAAUUGCUGUAAAUAAGAUGCAAUUUGCUCGUUUACAAAUGUUAUGUAUAACUGUGUUUAAUAGAAGUCUAAAGGCAAACAAUAAGGAAAAAAAAAACUUAAAAUGUGUGUUGUUUGAUGAUGGGAAAGUGUUGCUAAGGGAUGUGAGAAAAAAGAGAAGCAGACACAAUCAGGGAAACUGUUUUAUUUUUUUAAAUCUCUUAUGUCUGUUAUCUUGCAUCAAAUAUUACUUUGAAGAGCACUCACCAGCUAUGGGAAAUGUUAAACUGUAGGCAUAGAAUAUUUACAAUGAUAAAAGUAGAAUCUCAUUCAGAUAUCCUGCACACUCAUGCAUGCUCUGUAAAUAUUUUUUCCAGAAUUGCAUCACUGCAUAGUUAAAUGUGUAAGCCAUAGAUUAUCAGACAGACGGCUAAGAGGGUCAAAAUUAAAAUAAGCUCUGCUUUUAUUUAGAAAAAA
Molecule: messenger RNA, 6110 nt
Organism: Pangasianodon hypophthalmus (striped catfish)
Lineage: Eukaryota; Metazoa; Chordata; Actinopteri; Siluriformes; Pangasiidae
Gene: bcl9l
Product: bcl9 like
Exons: 9
Coding region: 799-5313 (1504 amino acids)
Biological process (GO): negative regulation of transforming growth factor beta receptor signaling pathway; canonical Wnt signaling pathway; positive regulation of transcription by RNA polymerase II
Cellular component (GO): beta-catenin-TCF complex
Molecular function (GO): transcription coactivator activity; beta-catenin binding
Source: RefSeq, a predicted model, not a curated record